GGAUAAUUCCGUAAAGUCAUAGCUACAGUAUGUGGUUGGGGAGUAUUUUCUAGAUUUCAUCAUCCAAAAAAACCCUAGCAACAAAGAAAUCGAGACGACGAGAAUCUCAAAGUAACCAACGGAAAAUCCUCCGAUGGCAGAACUUCCGUCGGAAGUAAUCACCGAAAUCCUCUCCCGCGUUCCGGCCAAACCUCUCCUCCGUCUCCGCACCAUCUGCAAGUGGUGGCGCUCCCUCAUCGACAGCACCGACUUCGUUUUCUUCCACCUAACCAAAUCUCGACACUCCAUCAUCAUUCUCCGGCAAAACUCUCGUCUCUUCGAACUCGAUUUGAACUCCAUGGAUAGAGUCAAGGAACUCGAUCAUCCUCUCAUGUGUUACAGUAACCGCAUCAAGGUUUUAGGUUCCUGUAACGGCCUUCUCUGCAUCUGCAACAUCGCCGACGAUAUCGCUUUCUGGAAUCCGUCAAUCCGUAAGCAUCGGAUUAUUCCAUCGGAGCCGCUCAUCCGUAAGGAAACCAAGGAAAACCACGCGAUAACGACUUUACUGGCUGCUCGUGUUUACGGAUUCGGUUACGAUUCGUUUUCCGGCGAGUAUAAAUUGGUUAGCAUUUCGUAUUUUGUUGAUCUUCAUAAUCGUAGCUUCGAUUCGCAUGUUAAGAUUUAUACUAUGAGAACUGAUGUUUGGAAAACCCUAACGAGUAUGCCUUAUGCUCUAUGCUGUGCUAGAACCAUGGGGGUUUAUCUUUCCGGUGCGUUGCAUUGGGUUGUAACUCGAGAUCUUGAACCGGAGUCGCUCGAUUUGAUCGUGGCUUUUGAUCUAAGGUUUGAGGUUUUUCGGGAAGUGAAGCUUCCAGGAAGUGUGGAUGGGAAAUUGGAUAUGGAUGUGGCGGUGUUGAGAGGGAUGCUUUGUAUGGUUGAGAAUAGAGGGAAAGAUGGUUUUGAUGUUUGGGUUAUGAGAGAGUAUGGAUUAGGUGAAUCGUGGUGUAAAUUGUUUUCGGUGGAACAACCGCGUGAUGUUAAGUUGAUAAAAUCGUUGAAGCCUUUGGGUUAUUCGAAAAAUGGGGAUAAGGUUCUGUUUGAGCAAGAUAGUAAGAAGCUAUGUUGGUAUAAUCUUGCUAGUAAGGAUUUGAGUUGGGUUAGAAUUUCAGGAAUGCCUAAUAACAUUGAAGGAACGGUUUGUAUGGGAAGCCUUGUCCCACCUAUUUUGCUGAGACGAAAUGUUCAAAGCAAAAAACCGAAAUCUGUGGACGAAAAGAAUAAGAAGAAAAGGGAUGACUUCCUGUCCAAGGGAUUCAAAUUAACGCUGUAAGCGAGCACAAUAAGAGAGAAUAGUAUACACAGCUGAAAUCGGUAAACUAACAAAUUCACGAGUUAUAUCUUGCUGACGAGUACUGAAACUCGCCUUUGCUUGUGGGGAAGAGUUGGAAGAAUCAGUAACGAAAGCUCUUUCUUACUUGUUAAUUGCUUAUGACCUCUCUUUUCCUCCUCUGUACUGCCAUGAUUCUGCACCUUUUGUUUUCUCAGGAUUGAACAGGAACCAAGGUGCUCGAGUUUGCACAACAUUCAUCAUGACAAUUACUGAAACAUAUGAAGGGUAAGUCCAGCUGUUUGUAGUAGGACUGCCUAUACACCUCCUUCCCCAUUCUAUCGUUUUAUUGUAAUAAAAUGUAAUACUCCUCCUGAUGUUGAAACUUUUAGCCUCUUGGGAUGGUUGCUCUAUGCAUUUUGCUGUUUGCAUUGCAAUCACACUUGUACAGGUUGUUGUAAUAUGUAAACUCAAAUACAGUUUUUUCGUUCUUCGAUAAACUCAAAUACAGUUUUACUUGAA
Messenger RNA from Vicia villosa (hairy vetch), 1828 nucleotides. RefSeq names its product F-box protein CPR1-like. The transcript is spliced from 2 exons. The record is from RefSeq and is a predicted model, not a curated record. Gene Ontology annotation, molecular function: protein binding. Bases 134 to 1309 code for a protein of 391 amino acids. NCBI's taxonomy places the organism in Eukaryota, Viridiplantae, Streptophyta, Magnoliopsida, Fabales, Fabaceae.